AUGGUGAAAGAAACCACUUACUAUGAUGUUUUGGGGGUCAAACCCAAUGCCACCCAAGAACUGAAAAAGGCUUACAGGAAACUGGCCUUGAAGUACCACCCUGAUAAGAAUCCAAAUGAAGGCGAGAAGUUUAAACAGAUUUCUCAAGCUUACAAAGUGCUCUCUGAUGCAAAGAAAAGGGAAUUAUAUGACAAAGGAGAACAGGCAAUUAAAGAAGGCGGAGCAGGUGGCGGUUCUGGCUCCCCCAUGGACAUCUUUGGUAUGUUUUUUGGAGGAGAAGGCAGGAUGCAGAGAGGAGAGAUUGUCAAGCAUGGAGAUAUCAAGUGUGUGCUAAAUGAAGGCAUGCCAAUUUACCGUAGGCCAUAUGAAAAGGGUCACCUAAUCAUUGAAUUUAAGGUAAACUUUCCUGAGAAUGGCUUUCUCUCUCCUGAUAAACUCUCUUUGCUGGAAAAACUUCUGCCUGAGAGGAAGGAAGUAGAAGAGACUGAUGAAAUGGACCAGGUAGAAUUAGUGGACUUUGAUCCAAAUCAAGAAAGACAGCGCCAUUACAAUGGAGACGCAUAUGGGGAUGAUGAACAUCAGCCUCGGGGUGGUGGUCAGUGUCAGACCUCUUAG
This is a messenger RNA of Budorcas taxicolor (takin), 615 nucleotides long. RefSeq names its product dnaJ homolog subfamily A member 1-like. Bases 1 to 615 code for a protein of 204 amino acids. NCBI's taxonomy places the organism in Eukaryota, Metazoa, Chordata, Mammalia, Artiodactyla, Bovidae. Gene Ontology annotation, biological process: protein refolding. The record is from RefSeq and is a predicted model, not a curated record. Gene Ontology annotation, cellular component: cytosol; cytoplasm. Gene Ontology annotation, molecular function: Hsp70 protein binding. The transcript is spliced from 2 exons.